This is a messenger RNA of Gasterosteus aculeatus aculeatus (three-spined stickleback), 5066 nucleotides long. It is a transcript of the gene gpd2, whose product is annotated as glycerol-3-phosphate dehydrogenase 2 (mitochondrial). Gene Ontology annotation, molecular function: glycerol-3-phosphate dehydrogenase (quinone) activity; calcium ion binding. Lineage: Eukaryota; Metazoa; Chordata; Actinopteri; Perciformes; Gasterosteidae. Gene Ontology annotation, cellular component: mitochondrion. The record is from RefSeq and is a predicted model, not a curated record. Gene Ontology annotation, biological process: glycerol-3-phosphate metabolic process.
AAACCCAAGCGACGGUCCGGACAGCGGCCGACGGUCCUCGGUGUCCGCCCUGCGUCGCCGCGAGCGAGUUUCAGUCGGCCACAGAACCCAGGAGUGCCGAACGAUGGCGUUCAGGAGGGCUCUGAAACACACGGCCGUCGUCGGCGGGGGGGCGGUCGCCGGGGUGUUCGGCUUGUCGCAGCUCAUCGAGUACAAGAAGACACAGCAUGGAUUGGCCCAGCUGGCCCGCGUGGCUGCCGAAGCGGAUCUCAGGGUUCCCUUCGCCGACGACCUCCCCUCUCGGCAGGCCCAGCUCGCCGCGCUGCAGAGCACCGAGGAGUUUGACGUCCUGGUGGUCGGAGGCGGGGCCACGGGGGCGGGGUGUGCCUUAGACGCCGUCACGCGCAACCUGAAGACGGCUCUGGUUGAGAGAAGCGACUUCUCUUCGGGGACGAGCAGCCGGAGCACCAAGCUGCUGCACGGCGGAGUCCGCUACCUGCAGAAGGCCAUCAUGCAGUUGGACUACGAACAGUACAUGAUGGUGAAGGAGGCCCUUCACGAGCGAGCCAACCUCCUGGAGAUCGCACCUCACCUGUCCGCGCCGCUGCCCAUCAUGCUCCCCGUGUACAAAUGGUGGCAGCUGCCUUACUACUGGGCGGGCAUCAAGAUGUACGACUUGGUGGCCGGGAUCCAGAACCUGAAGAGCAGCUACGUCCUCAGCAAGGCCUCGGCCUUGGAGCGCUUCCCCAUGCUGAACAAGGACAAGCUGGUGGGCGCCAUCGUCUACUAUGACGGGCAGCACAAUGACGCCCGUAUGAACCUGGCCAUCGCCAUCAGCUCCGCCCGCCACGGCGCCGCCGUCGCCAACUACACCGAGGUGGUGCGCCUGCUGAAGACGAAGGACCCGCAGGGCGGCGAGGAGAAGGUGUGUGGCGCCCGCUGCCGGGACGUCAUCACCGGACAAGAGUUUGACGUGAAGGCCAAGUGCGUGAUCAACGCCACGGGACCCUUCACGGACUCCCUGAGGAAGAUGGACAACCAGGAGACCAAAAACAUCUGCCAGCCCAGCGCAGGCGUUCACAUCGUCAUCCCCGGCUACUACAGCCCCGACAACAUGGGCCUGCUCGACCCGUCCACAAGUGAUGGACGCGUCAUCUUCUUCCUGCCCUGGGAGAAGAUGACCAUCGCCGGGACGACCGACUCGCCCACCAGCGUGACGGCCCACCCCAUCCCGGGGGAGGACGACAUCAACUUCAUCCUGAGGGAGAUCCGCAACUACCUCAGCCCCGACGUAGAAGUGCGCCGGGGAGACGUGUUGGCGGCGUGGAGCGGCAUCCGCCCGCUGGUGACCGACCCCAACUCCAAGGACACCCAGUCCAUCUGCAGGAACCACAUCGUCAGCAUCAGCCCCAGCGGACUGGUCACCAUCGCCGGUGGGAAGUGGACCACCUACAGAUCCAUGGCCGAGGAGACUCUGGAUGCUGCCGUCAAGACGCACGGCCUCUCGGCGCAGCCCUGCAAGACCGUGGGUCUGAUGCUGGAGGGAGCCAAGGGCUGGACGCCGACGCUCUACAUCCGCCUGGUGCAGGACUACGGGCUGGAGAACGAGGUCGCUCAGCACCUGGCCUCCACGUACGGGGGAAAGGCCUUCGACGUGGCCAAGAUGGCCAAGGUCACCGGGCAGAGGUGGCCCAUCGUGGGCAAACGAUUGGUGUCCGAGUUCCCCUACAUCGAGGGCGAGGUGCUGUACGCCAUCAAGGAGUACGCCUGCACGGCCAUCGACGUCAUCGCCCGGCGGACGCGCCUGGGCUUCCUGAACGUGCAGGCGGCCGACGAGGCGCUGCCGCGCAUCGUGCAGAUCAUGGGGAAGGAGCUGGGCUGGAGCGAGGAGCAGAAGACGACGGAGCUGGAAGCAGCCAGGAAGUUCUUGUACCUGGAGAUGGGCUACAGGUCUCGCUCUGAGCAGCUGACCAAGACAUCGGAGAUCAACCUGGACAACCAGGAGGUGGUCAGGUACAAGAAGCGGUUCCAUAAGUUUGACAAAGAGAGCAAAGGAUUCAUCACGACUGUCGACGUGCAGCAGGUUUUGGAAAGCAUCAACGUCCACAUUGAUGAAAAUGCGCUUCAUGAAAUCCUUAACGAGGUCGACCUCAACAAGAACGGACAAGUGGAGAUUGAUGAGUUCAUGCAGCUGAUGAGCGCGGUGAAGAAGGGACAAGUGUCCGACAGCCGCCUGGCCAUCCUGAUGAAGACGGCGGAGGAGACGCUGGACACGAGGGGGCCGGUGACGGUGGACCGGAGCGGCGGCGGAUUCUGAGCCAAAAGAAUCCAGCCAGCGCAGAGACGGCCUCAUGCAAAUGGCGCCAUUUGAAUGACAAUGAUGCAAUCAUUCGCCCGAAUCAAGCGCCCCUCCUCCGGAAAAGAGUGAGGCUGAGGUUUGUUGUCUGUUUUCUCAGCAUCUGGUGCCUCUGAUGCUCCACAGCACGUCUGUUUUCGACGGUCUUUUAAACGUCGGCGGCGUGAGCGUCUGCAUUGUCUUUGUAUCUUCUGCAAAGCUCCUUUUUAAACUCCAUUUUUUAACACUGCUUGUUGGGGAAGCACUUUCCUCGGUGUGAUGCAGCUUUUGCAUGUGGACGCUGUCGAUUUGGUUGUGCUUUAUCUUACGGCUCCAAUAAUUCUUAAUAAGUCUACUGGCAAGAAAUAUGUGACUCAGCACUAAUCGGAGGCAAAAUAGAGACAAGCGUUGCAACGUUGAAUUGAAUAGAAACGAGUAAUGGAUCACUAAUUCUUUCAAGGGAAACAAAGAAUAAUACUGACUCUUAAAAUAAAGCCCAGCAGAGCUUUGCACUGUGUUGUUUCUGAUGUUAGCGUGUUACAAGUACUAUUUAAUGGUUCUAAAAGCACUUUCCGAAGUACUGAAGUGACUUCCUCCUGUCUAAUUUAGCUUUUAUUGCACAACCAGCAAACUACUGAUGCUGAGGUUUCUAGUUUUAGCGCUAGUGAGGUUGUGUGUUUUAAUAUAGCUAUUUCUAUAAAAUAUAUAUAAAUUUAUUAUUUUCCCUUUUUGUAACUGCAGCCAAAUAGAGACAGAUGGAAAUAAGUUGCAUGAGCAAAUCACGCUUUCAUCGAUUACAUUUUUUUUUUUUUAAUGAUUUGCAUGCUUUAUAAAGCAAAAUAUUUAUUUUUACAAAGUGCAUUUGAAGUGGAGUUUAUUCUUGUAUUACUUGUGGCUGUUUGCAGCCAAAAAGUAUUCCUGCAUGCUGUUCGCAGAUUAUUUCAUCGUUUGUGGGACACAAAUGUUGUAUUUGUUUGGGAUUUUAUUUUAGUUUAGAAACAACAAGUUCACUGUGUGAUGUUUGCCUCGAUGUGCCUGAGAUAAAUGAGCCCCCGGUUCCAUAAUGCCACACUCCAUGUCAACAAAUGCAGCACACGAUGGUAAAGAAUGUACGGCUGUUAUACAAACAACAGUGUCUAAGCUGUAUGGGAUUUUGGGGGGUUUCUGAACAGAUGUCUUGACGUGCUGCCAUGUUGGAGGGGUCGACAGUAGGUCAAGGGUCAAAUUUAGAUUCACCCUAGCAGUUAAACCAUCAACUCGUGCUGCACAAGGGAGGAGACAAAAGUUCUUAUGAUCAUUUUCCAGAGUCUUAAACGAGGGUUAAAGUAUUGCGCACAGUUUGGAUAUUUAUGUCAAGGAGCUCCCACCUCUGAAAACGAAAACAAACAUGUCUUCAUUCCUCCAACGUGGGGGUGAGUCCGUCAUCAUUUCAGGUCUCCUGUUAAGAGGUUUUAUACUGUACAAUGUCCCGAUUGCCUUUUAUUAUGCUUUAUAAUCAUCAGUAACCGAUUUAUCUACUUGGACUAAUUGAUAUGCAGUAAACAAUCAUUCCACUACGUUUCCUCCCAUGAACCAUUAUUGUGUGUGUGUGUGUGUGUGUGUGUGUGUGUGUGUCUACACACUGAGCACAGUCCAAACUGCAGACGGCUUGCCGCAGGGCUUGAUUUCAGGUCUCCAUGUUAGAUUGUGUCGUCCGGAUGAAAUUACAGCUUUAUCCCGACUCAAAGAGAAUCAUGUUGCGUACACUGUAAGAAUACAGUGAGCCUGUCUUCAGCUGAAAAGAAGGGAAAAAGCAAUUAUCUAAUUAAAUGUAUCUGGUUGCUUUCUUUGCUGGGGUCUGUGUGUGUGGCCUGCAUCAUGAGAGCAGAGAGAAGUGAUGGGACACGUCGUGUUUGCUGUUCAAGAGGGUCUUUAUUGACUUCAUCUGAUUUUAUUUAGAAGGUCCUUUGACGAGAAAUCACUGAAUAUCAGUACUUAUUUCUCUUAUACAACCUAAAUUUAAACCUAAUCUGAGAACUUCUCCCGCACUGCUGACCUCGAUUGUUUAGAGUUAAAACCAACAGCUCCUGAAAAUGAGCGCGGUAACAGUUUAUUAUUUAUGGAUAAAAAUGCAGCGUUCACAGGGAUUCGGUGUCCUCCGAAGUGUUACCUGUUGGGUCGGGUUACACUUGGUACAAAUAUCCUCACUGAGAUUGUUUCUCACAAGUAUAGAAUUCACACACGCACGCACACCGAACUGCAUCCAGUCCGCUUGCUGCAAACUGCGAGAAAAAGGCGUCUCUCUCUCGCGAAAGGUCACGGUGCAAUUUGAAUGACAGCUUUAAGUCCUUCGCUCAUAUUACAAUCUGCAGCCGAGGAGAGGGCGCCCUGCAUGGGGAAGGCCGGGAGUGCCGGGAAGCAAUUAAUUGUAAUGAAUAAUGGGACAAAUCUGGUUGGCAUAUGACUGCUAAUGCUCCUUUUUUGUUUCCUCCUCUGGAGGAUUCAGGCCGGCGAUGCUGCCACGCGGACGCAUCUGCUUCUGCACUCACUGAGAAGUGUGAGGAUGAUGCUUUCUGUCUUCUUCCUUUCAUUCUUUCUCUUAUUCACAUAGAAUUGAUAACCCUCACAUCAAAUUUACCUUGUUGUUUGGCUUCAACAUCUGAACAACUGGUCUACAAAAUGAUAUAUUCCUCUUUUUUUUUUCAUGUGUCUCCCUGCACAGUGUUGCUUCAAAUCUUUGAAAGAAUUCAGCCUGAAUAAAUAUCUGGAAUUA